GAAGGAUUAUAAAAUGUGAAGAUGGUUCCUCUUGCCAUUUAAGUGGCUCAGCUGGUGCACCAAACAAAAACAACGACAACUCCACAACUGAGGCGUACACGAAGAUUCAUUCAACGACUGCGCUCUGCAGCCACUCUUCUUGUCUAUUUCCCUUUUCCUUACUUCCAUCGCAGAUCCCACUUCCAACGAUCAAACCCAUUAACACUGCAAAAUUCUUCUGGAUUUGGUGAAGAGGAAAGUGUGAUGAUGAUGAAUUGAAUUGUUGAGAGGAGACAUGAACGUGAGCCAUGCUUCGGUUCACCCAGUUGAAGAAGUUCCAACGACUGAAGGUGGUGGUGCUGACCAAAACGUUAACGCUCCGAGGGUGAGGAUGAAGGAUAUUCAAGGCAUGCCCGGCACUGCCGGUGGCCUUUCUCUGCGUAUUUCUCAGCUUGUUUUCGCUGCUGCUGCUCUCUCUAUCAUGGCCUCCACUAGUGAUUUCCCUUCUGUCACUGCUUUCUGUUACCUUGUUGCUGCUGCCGGCUUGCAGUGUUUGUGGAGCUUUUCAUUGGCUAUUACUGAUGUGUAUGCCCUUUUAGUAAGGCGUUCUUUGCAGAACUAUCGAAUUGUCAGCUUGUUUACAAUUGGUGAUGGGGUGACUUCCACCCUUACAUUUGCAGCGGCCUGUGCAUCAGCAGGCAUCACAGUCCUGAUUGAUAAUGAUCUCGGAAGUUGUGCACAGAACCACUGUGUGCAGUUUGAAACGGCUACAGGCAUGGCCUUCAUUUGUUGGUUCACCACAGUGCCAUCUUUUCUCCUGAACUUCUGGUCCUUGGCAUCGCGGUAAUUCAAAACAGUGACAACCAGAAUCUUGGGUAGCUUGUAAAGUAAAUGUUGGUGUCAGGGGUUUGUUUGGCUGUUAUGUUUUGCACCUGUCAAAGUUUUUUAAGCUUCAUGUCAUGUGUUAGCACCAAAUGGUUGCAUGUGGUUAUUACUCACUCACUUGGUCAUAUUUGACGGUGGAGUGAAGAAAUAGGACUUUAUGGUUAGUUCAUAUUAUGCAUGGUACGAUGUAAAGAAACAGAUUCUAUAUGAACUUGGUGGCGUUUUGUAUGCGGAAGUCUGUGUAGUCUGUACACAGUUUUGUUCUGUUAACUAA
Cajanus cajan (pigeon pea) is the source of this 1138-nucleotide messenger RNA. Its product is annotated as CASP-like protein 5A2. Gene Ontology annotation, cellular component: plasma membrane. The record is from RefSeq and is a predicted model, not a curated record. Lineage: Eukaryota; Viridiplantae; Streptophyta; Magnoliopsida; Fabales; Fabaceae.